Molecule: messenger RNA, 5436 nt
Organism: Rubroshorea leprosula
Lineage: Eukaryota; Viridiplantae; Streptophyta; Magnoliopsida; Malvales; Dipterocarpaceae
Source: the annotation of a GenBank genome assembly
CGAUUUUCAUUAGGGUUUUGAUAAUCUCUCCAAUCUCCGCCCAUUGUACCACUUCGCUGGGGUUUUAUUUCUUUCCCCAAUUUUGAUUCCGCUAGGGUUUUCUGUCUUCCGGGUUUGGUAGAUUUAGGGUGUAAUAAGAGAAUUGGAAAAUUAAUCUGCUUUGUAAUUUUGGUAAGGGGGUUUCAAAUGUUUUGGGCGUUCCGAUUUUGGGUUAUAUAACACCCUGGUCCUGUGGAGGUAUUUGCAGGACUUGCAAUUUUGUUGCUUUGAAGCAUGAUUUUUGUACAAUGAAAGGUUGAUUCUGAACUUUCCUUCCUCUCCACAGAUUAAGGAGGGAACUUUUCACAUUGAAUGACAUCCUUUUCCAUAAUCGAGUUAGUCACCGCUUCUUGAUAUAUUUUCUUUGACUUUUCCUGGGUCCUCUUGUUUGGGUUAUAUCUUGCCUCCACGCGCUUUUUUUUCUUGCGAGGUGGUUGGGUUUUGACACACGGCUAAGUUUGUUUUGUGGGAAAGUGUUUGGAUUGCAUGGGCGAGCAUGAGGGGGGGUCACAGCCAUCAAGCAGGCUAUUGCCGAACGGUUUAUUGCCCAAUGAAGCGGCCUCGGUGAUCCAGGUGCUGGACUCAGAGCGAUGGCUGAAGGCAGAGGAGAGAACUGCUGAGCUUAUCGCCUGCAUUGAGCCCAAUUCUCCUUCCGAAGAGAGGAGAAAUGCCGUGGCCGAUUAUGUCCAGCGCCUCAUCGAGAAGUGCCUCUCCUGCAAGGUUUUUACUUUUGGUUCUGUACCCCUCAAGACCUAUCUUCCUGAUGGAGAUAUUGACUUAACAGCCUUCAGUGAUAAUCUAAACUUGAAGGAGACAUGGGCUCAUCAGGUUCGUGAUAUGCUGGAAAAUGAGGAAAAGAAUGAGAAUGCUGAAUUCCGCGUAAAGGAGGUUCAGUACAUUCAGGCAGAAGUGAAGAUAAUAAAGUGUCUUGUGGAACAUAUUGUGGUAGACAUAUCUUUUAAUCAGCUGGGUGGGUUGUGUACCCUUUGCUUCCUUGAAGAGGUUGAUCAUUCGAUAAAUCAAAAUCACUUAUUCAAGCGUAGCAUCAUAUUGAUCAAGGCCUGGUGUUAUUAUGAGAGCCGAAUACUGGGUGCUCAUCAUGGACUUAUCUCAACUUAUGCCUUGGAAACCUUGGUUCUUUACAUAUUCCAUGUUUUCAAUAAUUCCUUUACAGGACCACUUGAGGUCCUCUAUCGUUUUCUAGAGUUCUUCAGUAAGUUUGAUUGGGACAAUUUUUGUGUUAGCCUACGGGGUCCUGUACCAAUUAGUUCACUGCCAGAUGUAACAGCAAAACCUCCUCGGGAAGAUGAAGAGUUGGUACUUAGCAAAUUACUUGAUGCUUGUAGCUCUGUGUAUGCUGUUGUCCAAGUUGGCCAAGAAAAUCAGGGGCAACCCUUUGUUUCUAAACAUUUCAAUGUGAUUGACCCUUUGCGCGUAAACAACAACCUUGGUCGUAGUGUUAGUAAAGGUAACUUCUUUAGGAUACGAAGUGCCUUUGCAUUUGGGGCUAAAAGGUUGGCUAGAUUACUUGAUUGUCCCAAAGAGGACCUGUUUUAUGAGGUAAAUCAAUUUUUUAUGAACACAUGGGAAAGGCAUGGAAGUGGCCAUCGGCCUGAUGCCCUGAGGAAUGAUUUAUGGUGCUUGAGGUUGUCAAACCGAGAUAACCAACAUGGAUCUGAGAAUGAUAGGAACGAGUCAAGUGGAAAAAGAAAUGACAUUUCCUCUGGUCUUGGAUCUCAAGCUGAUGGGAUGCGUGGAUCACUUAACAUGCCUACAAAUCAUGCUAAUCAUUACUCAGAAAGCACAUCUCAGAUGGGUGAUAUUUCUACUGUUUCUCUUACUCAAAGUCAGAAGGGCCAUGGUAACUGGAGCAACUCAAGGACCUCCAAGCAGAUCAGACAAGAUACCAGUUCUAAUCAGAAAGCACAUAAACAUAAUGAUAAAGGUCAAAGAAGUUCAAACCCUGAGAAUUUGGUAGCUGGUGUUCAGGGAAGAUUUCUUUUUGCAAGGACACACUCUAGCCCUGAGCUUACUGAAACAUAUGGUGAAGUUUCUUCUCAAGGAAGGCGCAACAGAGCCCCUGAAAGUGGUAAAACCCAGAUUGCUUCUACAAGGUUGGACAGUAACAGGAGGAAGAACCUGGAGACUGAUAUUGCAGGCCAUGGUAUUAGAUCUUCCACUGAUGAUCCUUCAUCUGUUAGGCAUGCUUCGUUCCAUCAAAGCAAUGAUGCUUCUGAUUCAAACAGUCAGCUAAAUACUUACCACCCAGAUGAUUUGGGUAUGGGCACUAUGAAUGAAGAGUUCCAUUCUGUUGGGGGGACACAGGGGAUGCAUCAGGAAGAGCAAGACAUUGUCAACAUGAUGGUGUCAUCUACAGUUCAUGGCUUACCACUAAAUUUAGCUUCAGGUCACUUACCACUUCCAAUCCCACCUUCUGUUUUGGCAUCAAUGGGAUAUGCCCCGAGAAAUAUUGGUGGAAUUUUUCCCACAAAUUUUCCCCUGAUUGAGACUCCAUGGGGCACUAAUAUGCAAUUCACACAAGGUUUGGUUUCCCCACCACUUGCCCAUUAUUUUCCAAGCAUUGGAUUGGCUUCGAAUACAGAAGAGUCAAUUGAACCUAGUAACAAAAAUUUUGGUUCUUCAGAAAUGAACCAAGUAGAGGGUGAAAAUGAUUUCUGUAAUGAGCAAGAAUUGAGCUACAAUGCUGGUUUUGAUCUUGAUGAUGGAGGUUUUGAAAUGCUUCUUUCAAAUGACAAGCAACAGUCAACUUCUGCUGGUUAUAACUUUGUUCCUUCAACUAGGGUAGGUGUUUCUGGAAGUUCUGUGAGGGUCCAACAGAAGUUCACCAAAGAAACUCGACCAUCUACAAGAGAAGAUCAUGCUGAUAAUUUUCAGUGUCAAGAUAACGGAGGUAAUGACUUUCACCUUGACGAGAGAACAAGUUCUAGAUCCAUUCCUGGUUCACAUGCUGAUUCUUUGAGAAGUAAAAGCUCUUCUGAGAGUUCUUCGGAAGGGUCAUCAGUGAAGUCCUCAAAGUCAGCUAGGGAGAAGCGAGGUAGGAAAACGACUUCUGGGGUUUCAUCUGCUGCACAUGCAAAAGCUAAGAAUGUAUCUGAGCACUCUUCACAGGCUGAUGAUGAUAGCAAAGAGUGGAAUCUGGCACUGACCAUGGGCAAUGAGGUGGCAGAAAGAAAUACAGGAGCUCAAACAUUUGGUCCUUUGCAUGUUCCCAGGCAUCAAAUGGCUGUAUUUGAACCAACUCAGACUAGUGGAUCAGAUUCACUGAUGCCCAUGGCUCCAGUGUUCUUAGGCCCGGGUUCACAGCCCCUUACCUUUUAUCCUGCAGGGCCGCCAGUUCCAAUUGUGGCAAUUCCAUUUUACAAUAUCCCAACAGAAACAGAAACUUCUGAUGCUUCAACAAGCCAUUUUAGCACAGAUGAAGGUUUGGAUAACAGUGAUUCUAGUCAAAAUUUUGAUUCACCCAAGGUACUUGAUCAGCGUGAGGUGUUGAGUACUCCUAAUUCUACAAGAAGUGUUGCUUCUGUUGAGCCUUCUGAACACAAGCCUGACAUCCUUAACAGUGAUUUUGCUAGCCAUUGGCAAAAUUUGCAGUAUGGACGGUUUUGCCAAAAUUCACAACAUCCUGCACCUUGGAUUUAUUCUUCACCUGUUAUGAUGCCACCUGUCUAUCUACAAGGAUGUUUUCCCUUGGAUGGUCCUGGUAGACCUCUUUCCAACAACUUGAAUCUUUACACUCAGCUAGUGGGUUAUAGUCCUAGUUUUGUUCCUGUUGCUCCUCUCCAGUCUGUUUCUAAUAGACCUGCCAGUGUUUACCAGCGGUAUGCUGCUGAAAUGCCAGGAUAUCGGAGUGGCACAGGAACAUAUCUGCCAAGUCCUAAAGUUUCAGUGAGGGAACGCCAUUCUGCAAGUACAAGAAGGGGAAAUUAUAGCCACGAUAGAAGUUACCACCGUGGUGAUAGAGAAGGAAACUGGAAUAUGGGUUCAAAAGCACGAGCUGCAGGGCGCAACCAUAAUCGCAGCCAAUCUGAUAAACCAACAUCGAGGUCAGACCGGUUGGCAGCUGCUGAGAGCCGAACUGACAGGCCUUGGGGUCUUCGUAGGCAUGACUCAUUUCCUGCAUACCAGUCUCAAAAUGGUCCAGUUCGCUCAAACUCAACACAGGGUGGGUCUGGCAAUGUAGCCUAUGGCAUGUAUCCAGUACCUACCAUGAACUCAAGUGGGGUGUCAUCUAAUGGCCCUACCAUUCCAUCUGUUGUCAUGCUAUAUCCUAAUGAUCAUACUGUUGGUUAUGGUUCCCCUGCAGAACAGCUUGAGUUUGGUUCCCAUGGACAGCUGGGUGAGGGUAAUCAAUCAGGUGGGUUAUUUGAUGAGAAAAGGUUUUGUGGGGCCUCUGGUCAACAUUCUUCACCAGAUCAGCCUUCUUCACCCCACUGCCAAAGGUAAUUGGUCUCUUUUCUUUCAAGUUGCAACAGGCCUAAAAGCACCCCACAUCUAUACAGCUGCCAUCUGCUGGGUUCAGAGUAGCAUGGGUGGGAUGGUAAUUUGAACUCCUAUGAACUGUUGAAAUUUCCUUCAGUCUGCCCCACCCCUACCCUUUCCCAGCUUGACCAAAACUCAUAUCACCUACUACUGCUGGCUGGCCUUCUCCAUCUCAAAUUUCUGGUGCCUUGUCUCUCAAUCAUAAACCAUAAUAAAUGGUUUAUGUAGCAAUGAAGUUGAAUUUACAACUGGAUAUCAUAACAGUAUUUGGGACUUCGAUUGUAUUGCCAGAUCAGUGGUCCUGAAGAAUGAUCAAUUGAAAGAUGUGGAUUUCCCACCCCUUGCUUUUCCAAGUGAGGGAAUGAUGGUUGGAGAACAUAAUAAUGAGAAAACCUCUUAUUAUAGGACCUUUUGGUUCUCACCUUACUAAGGAAGCGGGAAUUCAUUUUUCUGAUUCAGUUAACUCUUUGCUGGUUUUCUCAAAAGAUAGCUUCUGCUUGUAUGUACAGUAUGAAAUCUGAAAUUUUAUUAUGAAAAGCUCUGUUGUUGGGAAUACGGAGGGGGUGGUGGGGAAGAGGGCUGCAGCACUCCGAGGUUAGAUUUUAAAUUUUAGUUUCCAACACAUUGUAACUGAAAUUAGGAACAUGUGGUUUAGAUUUAGCAAUCACUGAUAUUAAAAUUUGUCAGGAUUUUCUUUCACACAAUGUUCAAGGGUUUUUGGUUGAUAAGUAGUUCAGUAGAACGAUAGCCACUUAUCUGAUUUUGUUCACAGUUAGCGGUGUACCAGUAGUAACAAUGGGGAAGUUAAAAGUUUGUUGUAACAGCUUUCAUUGUUUCAUAAUUUGAACCAGAAAAUGAAAAGGAUCUGUACCUCUGGGAUUAGCAUUUCAUUUUAUC